UCGAAAGGUGUUGAUGGGCGCGUAAUUCAUAGAAAGAAGAGGUUUCAUUUACUUCUUCGUAAUGUCGUCAAAAAAAUCAGACUUUUCUUCUGCAUACAAACUCACAAGAAGAGCAGUGACCAGUUCUGCUCGUGUAAAGCGACGAUCGAUUGAAUGGAAGAACAUCCGUUAUGAAGAAGCCGGCAAACGAAGAAAUUUGGAUAAACUGUCCCCACUUCAAGAGUCUGAUCAAAAUCUCAGUAACUCGAGGCAUCAUAAUUAUGACGGUAAAACACCGUCGAAGAAGGGCAAUAAAGAAGGCUCAAGAAUGGAAAUGUUGCUGAAGUGGCGAAAUGACAGGAAACGUAUGAAGGAAGAGGAAAGUAAGAAAAACAAACCAAGUUUCAAAGUGCAUCACGUACAGCACAUUGAUACUGACCUGUAUAAUAAACCAACAACUGAUGCUUCUACUAAACACAACAAGGCGACGGCUUCAAACACUUGGCAUGUUGAGCCUGUGCCAGCCGCAAGACCUUCGAGUACAACUCGAGCCACAAGAUCGACAAGCUCCAUCAAACAGAUAACUGCUGCCAGUAAUAAAUCGCAAGUUGCUGCCCUGAAGCAGGUAAAGAGCACAACACGCCGGCGUACAAAACCUCAGUCUCCUCCUGUAACUCGUAGAAUGACUCGACAGAUGACAAAGGUGGUUGAUAAGAAAGAAAAUGUUAAGCCAAAGUUGGAGAAGGGGAAAAAACCUGUUGAGAAAUCAAGAGAGCCAAAGAAAAAAUCCUACAAUGUAGAUCUUAGAAAAGUAGCGACGAAAAGAGGAGAAAUCGCUGACGAUGAUGCACAGUCGUUUGCUCCAAACAAUUUCAGGUUUGCUGCACCAAGCAACCUGACUUCAUUCACCUUCAAGCCACUGAGUCCUGCCAGUGCAUCGGAGUUCUUGUGUCCAAAUAACGAAACGGCUUCUACGUCCUUUUUCUCCGCUGAACCUGCGUACGGCAGAUGCUCAACCCCAGGAUUAAGAAAGUCCAAGAGAUCCAAACAGCCACAUCAAUCAGAAUCAGCUUCCAGCUCUGCAUCAAGUGAUGAUGGUGCCACGACUUACUCUGUAGUAGUGGAUGGCAAGAAAAUUAACCGUAGCACAAGACAGUCUUCACUUAGCAAUGUUGACACUGAUGAAUUGUCGGAUGAUGCUAAGAAAAGCAGUCAGAAUGUGAAUGGUUCGUCAUCAGAAUCAGCUUCCAGCUCUGCAUCAAGUGAUGAUGGUGCCACGACUUACUCUGUAGUAGUGGAUGGCAAGAAAAUUAACCGUAGCACAAGACAGUCUUCACUUAGCAAUGUUGACACUGAUGAAUUGUCGGAUGAUGCUAAGAAAAGCAGUCAGGAUGUGAAUGGUUCGUCAUCAGAUGAAGCAAUUGAAAGGUGCAGUGUGAAACCUACUGAAUAUACGGUGGUGGUAGAUGGCACCCCAGUGAAGAGAGGCAGAAAAUCUCUAAAAAGUGUCAAAAUGACACCAACACGUUCCCGCAGGGGGAGCGUCGUAAAUCAUGGAAACAGCGAACUGACACCACAUGGUGUCACAGUGUUCACCCCUCGCAGGUCAACCCGAAAAUCACUCAGACCCGUUACCUCCGACACGGACAGUGCCUUGGAGACUGUGCCUUUGUCUGUAAAGAUUGCAGUCGACAAUGACCCUAACGUAGCGAGUACUUCCAGACUGUCCCGUUCGGAGUUUACAGAGGUGAAAACCCCUAACUGUUCCAGACGGAAGAGUCUGAGAAGAGUUGAUUCAAGUCAAGGUUCAGCGAUUAACAGCCACAAUGGAAACGACUUGUCCAAGGAUGGACAAAUUGUCCCUAAAGAUACACAAAAUAGUGAUAACUCAACCUCGUCUGAUUCUGACAAGGAUAUAAAAGAUUCAAAGACGACCAGAUCAUCAAGAAAAGCCAGGAUGUCGGAAAUACUUGAUAAAAACGAUGAUGAACAGUCUGUAGAUUUACCCUUGAUUUCUGACACAGUUCACAACUCUACUUCAUCAGAUUCUGAAAUUAAUAACAAAAAUUCAAAGACAAGAUCGAGGAAAAACAGAAAGUCACAAAUAGUUAAUAAAAACAACGGAGAAAAAUUAGUUGAUAUUGCCAUAGCUUCUGAGGGAGAGGUGUGUAGUGAUGCGGAGAAAUCGUCCCAAAGUAGCAAAGAAGCAUCUACACAUUUGCUGGAAGCAGUCGAUAAAUCUAACUCUUCUGAUUCUGAGACAAAGCGAUCGUCAAGAAAAAUGAGAAGAUCAUGUGUGUCAGCAAAAAAUAAUAACAAAGAAAAGCCUGUUACCAUGUUGUCUGAUAUCCCAAAUACUGAAAACUUGUCUUCCAAUAACUUUAAAGCAGUUAAAAACUCAGCUUCAUCGGAUUCUGACAAGGAUAAGAACAAUUUGAAGACAAACAAAUCAAGAAAAAGUUAUGACAUAGAAAAGUCUGUCGCUGUGACUUCCGAUACAAAUUCAUCUGGUGAUGCUGAAAAAUCAUUCCCCAAAGAUGAUGGCACUUCAGCCUAUGCACUGAUUGAUGAAGCAGCAGAUAACUCCACUUCAUCUGAGUCUGCUAUUGAUAAAGUUUAUUCACACACAAAAAGAUCAUCAAGAAAAAGUAGAAAAUCACAAAUAGAUGCUAAAAAUGGUGAUGAAGAAAAAUCUCUUAAUGUUGUUACUACUGCUUUGGAAAUGGAGAGUAUUGAAUCAAAGGAGUCGGCCAUAGCUGAAGAACAAAGCCCUGACAAGAAAUGGAACCCUGUCCGCCCCAUUAUGUAUACAGAUAUUGAGGAACAAAAUGGAAGCAAUGAUGUAACUACGGUUCGUGAAGAGGAUACAGUGAACAGUAAAUCUGAGGACACUGUUUUCCAUGGUACACCGAUUAAACGAUCUAGAAGGAAAUCAACAUCUUCUGUUGACCAAUUUCAAGAGCCUGGAGAGCCCAUGUCCACGAGAAAGAGUACACGCAAGAGGAGGAAGACAACAGCAUGUGAUAUUCCACCAGAACUACGCAGUCCUGAUCAAUGGAUACAAGUUUUGGAAUCAAGUCCCAUGGUUGAAAUGUCAAGAAGGACACUAAAAUCAAAAACUCCUCCAGAAAAAGCCAUCCCAAUAGAGCCACUGAAUUUUGAUGAUUUUGAUGACGAGAUUCCAAAUGUCAUCAAUCCUUUCUCUGGAAUGCUAAUGCCAACUGAAAAUGCUGUGCCCAUGGAUGUUGAUUUGAAAGAAGCUGGUCCUUCCGAAGACAUCGUAACUGAAUCUAGUGGAGAACACAAUGUUAAAUAUUUCCGUAACCUUUUGGUAACGGAGACAGCACGCCUACAGAAUUACUGUGCAACAUGGGACUCGAUGGACCACUCCAACUCUGGCAUUACUGAAGAAUCUGAAGGUCAGAUUCGUACUGUAAUAGGUCAGGCUCAGCUGCUUAUAGAUCAAAGAUUUAAACAGUUUCGAGGUUUAGUUGACGACUGUGAGUUUAAGCGAGGGGAGAAGGAAACGACCUGUACAGACCUUCAGGGAUUCUGGGAUAUGAUUUUCUUCCAGGUGGAAGAUGUUGACAAGAAAUUCGAGCAGCUUCACAAACUGAAAGACAAAAAUUGGGUGGUUGAAAAGAUUGUUGAAAAGAAGAAAAUUGUCAAGAAAAAGCCAGUUGCUACAAAAACGACAAAACCAGCUGUUUCAAAAUUUGCCCGUUUCCGAGCGGAAAUUAAGAAGAAUAAGGCACUGAAUGACGGAGAUAAUCCUGAUGAGAAGACUGCUGACUCAUUCAAAGUAUUCGACGCUGGAUUCUUUAAAGUGCAAAGUCCAGUAAAAAGUCCAGCACAACAUUGUAGAGGCCCCCCAGGGACAUCACAACAAGUACCUACAAAAGACACUGAGACAUUUGAAGUUAAUUCAGCCGAUACCGGCACGAAAGAAGAACACAUAGAUUUACCUUUGUCAAAAACACAGUUAACUAAAACCCCAAACCGCAGGAGUUAUGCCCCUUCAGUCCCAAGUCCACUUCUCCGAGACAUUACGCCAAAGCAUGGCAGUCGAAAAACUCUGGCUCUUGGAUGCCUUUCGGUUCCACGGAAAUUGAUAGAGGGCCAGACUGAGGGUAAAGAGAACACUCCAGCUCCUGAACCACAGACAACAAGUAUCCUUUCCUCGGCCACCAAGUCUGCCAUCACUCCAAGGAGGAGAAGUAUUCGGAUUAGAAACUUGCCUACUGAUGACAAUGCCUCUGGUAGAUCCACAUUGUUUGAUGGCGAGUUGAGAAAGUAUCUUGAGCCAUCAAGUGUGGAUACUGAUUCUGGUGCUUCUCCAGUCUCUAGUGGAAGGAAGCGAAGAAGCUCUUUGAAAAUUCCACCUUCCUCAGCCAAACGGAGGUCUCGACAUCGGAGUGUCAAGUUCUCUGAUUCUUCACCCCUUCCCGAGGGUCAGCGUGUUGGUUUACCGUGUACACCAUUCAACCGGGAUUCUCUUGUUGCAAGAGCUCGGGUGUCAAAAGGUGAUUUGUUAAUUGACCUUCCUGCUGAAACCAGUGAUUCUGAAAUUACAGGACAGUCUUGUGAGCCCAGUAGAAUGGGUAGGCCAAGUCUGCUUUUCACUCCUGAUAAAAGAGAUGUCACUGUAUGCUCUUCCAAAGAAAACCUGAUAAACUUCUCUCCAUUGUGAUUUGAAUCACAGUCUGUACAUUAGUGCUAAUACUGAAUUCUGACAUGUUUUCUAAUGUGAUGGAUAUUACUGGAAGAAAUAUUAAAUUUCUGUCUGCAUGUUAUAAAUAUACUGAACAGUGAAAAAAAAAAGAAAAAACAUCUGCAUAAUUCCUAUAUUCAUUUUAUUAUUACACUGCAUAUAAGUGUAUUCAGUGAGAUUUUAGUUUAUGAAUCUGAGAUGAAAGUGAAUUAGAAGAGAAAAAAAAUCCAGGGAAUUUUUAAUAUUAGUGGUAUUGUGCUGGUUAGGGUCCAUUCAAAGCAUCAGCUGAAACCAUAUCGUAAGCUUUGAACGAGGAAUAUGGAAACAGUUUGCCACGAUUAAAAAUCUGGAAUUCCAAAAAACUUUUCAUCUCUGAUCAGUGUAGGUUAUAUAUGGCUUGUAAUAAAACUAUACUGUAUUCCUGUAUACAUUAAAUUCUAAUGUAUAUAAUGUGGAUUAUAAACUGGAUUCUGUUUGCAUGUGGAAUGUCAACAAAAAAAAAGAGAGAAAAAAGAGUUAUGUUUGUAGAAUAAAUGGUACAUUAAAAAUAUGUUUUACCAACUUGUAGAAAGCAUUACAUAUUGAACUUGUUUAGAGACUGUUCCAUUAAUGCAUUUGUCAAAAAAAGAGAAAAAUCACUAUUCACACACAGAUGAUUGGCAUGUAAUGUAGAUAGUAAUCACACUUUAAACAGGUGUUGUAAAUAUAUUACUUUUCCAUAAAUAACUAAGAGCUUGUCACAUGAACUGCUGAAAUAUUUCAGAAUCUGUUAAAAACAAAGAGAUGUGUCAGUUUAUUCUUCUUGAAAGCAUAAGGAGACCAAAUUUAAUUCACUACUCAAGAUGUUAUUGUCUGUAUAAAAUACAGAGAUAAUGUAUGUCACAUUAUGUGGGAGUGACUGCCAGUAAUGUGAUUAACUUCCCGAUAUGGCGAAUAAAGAUUUUGGUUGCAGCCAAUGUUUGCUGUUACUAGUCUCCUACCCGUCUGUGUGUCUGGAAUUUUGUAUAUAGCUUUAUCAAACUGUUAAGAUCAAGUUUGCCUUUCAUGGUGAUAACUCAUUUUUCGCAAAGUUAUGGUCAUUGAAUUUAGAGAUACGAAAAAACAAUUGGCCCGGCAAGGGACAUGUAUUGCUUUAGCAGUAUUCUCAAAAUGCUUGUUAUUUAUGUGUUUUCUUAUUUUCUUUCCAUCAGUAUGUGUACAAAGGACUUUUUAAUAGAACAAAAUUCCUAAAGUUUUUUUCCCCAUACGUUUUGCCCCAUUAUAACCGACGAUGACAUUAAUAACUUGCUACUUAACGUAAGUGACAUAGACAGUGUAUUACAGAUAUCACUGGAUUUAAGACCAAUGACUAUUUAUUUUCAUAGGUAUACAUACACACACAGACAGACAUUCAUUUACAUACAUGUAUAAAUAGACAUGGACCGUAUAUAACAGAAAGAUGAGGCAAGACGUUUAUACCGGUACAUAUUCACAAAUUAAAGACAUUUUUAUUAUAUAUUUGGUUGAUUAUAAUAAGUAGUCAAAGAUAAAGACAUUUUAUGUUUGUCACUCUUUUUCUGUGCAGAUUAUAAUAAAAGGAAAAACACUA
Gigantopelta aegis is the source of this 6278-nucleotide messenger RNA. RefSeq names its product microtubule-associated protein futsch-like. Gene Ontology annotation, cellular component: cytoplasm; spindle pole centrosome; nucleus. NCBI's taxonomy places the organism in Eukaryota, Metazoa, Mollusca, Gastropoda, Neomphalida, Peltospiridae. The coding region runs from base 62 to 4669 and encodes 1535 amino acids. Gene Ontology annotation, biological process: centrosome localization; chromosome segregation; kinetochore assembly. Gene Ontology annotation, molecular function: microtubule binding. The transcript is spliced from 20 exons. The record is from RefSeq and is a predicted model, not a curated record.